CAGUUCGGCUGUGAACUUCAGAAUCAUUGUGAAGUGUGUGCGCGACAAAUCGCUCAAGGAUCAAUCGGUUCAAAGCAAACCAGAGACACAAGAUCAGCCACACAGCGUAGCGCGGUGCCAAGAAAAUGCUGGCCAGUAAAACUUUUCCCACCCAUCACUUCAAGAAAUCUAUAUAUACGACAUACAAUGGGGCAAGCGCACCGACGAACGUUGAGGAUUUGGCAAACGUGGCCAAGACAUUGACAACAACCACGUCGUCAUCGAGUGAUUCGACUGUGGUCGAGGCAAACACCUCGCCAGUUGAAUUUAGCACUCCCAGCAAAAUGUUGAGCAGCACUUCCACCACCACCACCACCACCACAAACAACAAUAAUAAUAAUAAUAGUAACAACAACAAUAAUAUUGUUAAUGGUUUGUCCAGUUUUGUGGCCAGUCAUCCGGCUGCUGAGUUCGAGGGCUUUAUACGCGCCUGCGUGGAUGAGAUAAUUCAUCUGGCCGUGUUCCAGGGCACUGAUCGCGCCUCGAAGGUGGUCGAGUGGCAUGAGCCCGCCGAGCUGCGUAAGCUGUUCGAUUUUGAGCUGCGCGAGAAGGGUGAAUCGCAGGAAAAGCUGCGUCAGCUGAUGCGUGAAACGAUACGCUACUCGGUGAAGACGGGCCACCCAUAUUUCAUCAAUCAGCUGUACUCGGGCGUGGAUCCCUAUGCCCUGGUGGGCCAAUGGCUAACGGACGCACUCAAUCCCAGUGUUUAUACCUAUGAGGUGGCUCCCGUUUUUACGCUGAUGGAGGAGCAGGUUCUGGCCGAAAUGCGACGCAUUGUGGGCUUCCCAGACAAUGGACAUGGCGAUGGCAUCUUCUGCCCAGGUGGCUCGAUAGCCAACGGUUAUGCAAUCAGCUGUGCCCGCUACAAUUAUGCACCCGAGUCCAAGAAAAAUGGUCUCUUCAAUGCAAAGCCAUUGAUCAUCUUCACAUCGGAGGAUGCUCAUUACUCGGUGGAGAAGUUGGCCAUGUUUAUGGGCUUUGGCAGCGAAAAUGUGCGCAAGAUUGCCACUAAUGAGGUUGGCAAGAUGCGCCUGAGCGAUUUGGAGGAGCAGAUCCAGUUGUGCCUGGACAACAACUGGCAACCGUUGAUGGUAUCGGCAACGGCAGGCACCACUGUGCUGGGCGCAUUCGAUGAUUUGGUUGGCAUCUCGGAGCUGUGUCGCAAGCACAACAUGUGGAUGCAUGUGGAUGCCGCCUGGGGCGGUGGUGCACUUAUGUCUAAGAAAUAUCGCCAUCUGCUCAAUGGCAUUGAACGCGCCGAUUCGGUUACAUGGAAUCCACACAAGCUGUUAUCAGCCUCACAGCAGUGCUCCACUUUCCUGACGCGCCAUGCCCAAAUCCUUGGCCAGUGCCACUCGACGAAUGCCGCAUAUUUGUUCCAGAAGGACAAGUUCUACGAUACAUCCUUUGACACGGGCGACAAGCACAUCCAGUGUGGCCGGCGUGCGGAUGUUUUCAAGUUCUGGUUCAUGUGGAAGGCCAAGGGCAGCAAGGGAUUCGAGGCACAUGUGGAGCAGGUAUUUGAAAUGUCCGAAUUCUUUACCGCCAAGUUGCGCGAGCGUCCCGGCUUCGAGCUGGUCCUCGAUCAUCCGGAAUGCACAAAUAUUACGUUCUGGUAUGUGCCGCCCAGUCUGAGGCACAUGGAGCACAAUCAGGAGUUCUACGACAAGCUGCACAAGGUGGCGCCGAAGAUAAAGGAGGCGAUGAUCAAGAAGGGCUCCAUGAUGAUCACAUAUCAGCCGUUGCGCAAGCUACCCAACUUCUUCCGACUUGUGCUGCAGAACUCCUGUCUCGAAGAAUCCGACAUGCUCUACUUCAUCAACGAGAUCGAGUCCCUUGGGCAAAAUUUGUAGUGACUCAGAUGAACUGAGUGCAUUCUGUUUAGGCAUAUGAUGUAUAUAUAUAUAUAUAGGUAUGGUAUUGUAACUGGUAUUAUCUCGCGAUUAUUAUAUCACAUCGUAUUGAAAAUGUUUUAGGAUUUUAAGUUGAUACAAAAUAAAGACAUAGAUCAAGUCAAGCACUUGGAUAAAAGAAA
This is a messenger RNA of Drosophila grimshawi, 2074 nucleotides long. It is a transcript of the gene black, whose product is annotated as cysteine sulfinic acid decarboxylase. Gene Ontology annotation, biological process: carboxylic acid metabolic process. The transcript has 4 exons. Lineage: Eukaryota; Metazoa; Arthropoda; Insecta; Diptera; Drosophilidae. The coding region runs from base 126 to 1892 and encodes 588 amino acids. The record is from RefSeq and is a predicted model, not a curated record. Gene Ontology annotation, molecular function: carboxy-lyase activity; pyridoxal phosphate binding. Gene Ontology annotation, cellular component: cytoplasm.